Messenger RNA from Oncorhynchus masou masou (cherry salmon), 9284 nucleotides. Its product is annotated as microtubule-associated protein 1S-like. NCBI's taxonomy places the organism in Eukaryota, Metazoa, Chordata, Actinopteri, Salmoniformes, Salmonidae. The record is from RefSeq and is a predicted model, not a curated record. Gene Ontology annotation, molecular function: actin binding; microtubule binding. Gene Ontology annotation, biological process: axonogenesis; microtubule cytoskeleton organization; regulation of microtubule depolymerization. The transcript has 7 exons. Gene Ontology annotation, cellular component: microtubule associated complex; dendrite; cytosol. The coding region runs from base 17 to 4183 and encodes 1388 amino acids.
UGCCAAACUUUUCAACAUGGCGACACAACAAACGGAAGCGAUCGAAGCAAUGGAAAAUGCGAACCGAACUUCGCAUCCUGGCUUCAGUAACGACAAGUAUUCUCUGCUCGUCAUUGUCGGUGGACAUAGUCGGACUGGAUUUGUGGACUACGUGGUGGCAGAGAUAAAGAGAGGCAUCCGCUCAUGGGAUGUGGACCUGACAUUCUGUAACCUGGACGAGCAGCUCAAGCUCUUUGUGUCUCGACACUCUGCCUUCUUCUCGGAAGAAAUAAAAGGCCAGAGGACACUGCAGCACAGUGGAGACGUUCUAGACACCAAGGUGGUGGGGAACCCAUCCCAUGAGUUGGUCUGCUCAGAGGUGCGCCGGCUUAUAUCUGACGUGUCUCGCCACAAGUUGUUGGUUCUUGCUGGACAAUGUGUCGAAGAGGCAGGAGACCUGGUCUUACAAACAGGAUGUUUCUCUCUCAGUGACUUCAUUCAGAUAUUUGCUGAUGAAGAGAUUGGAGAGUUAUUGAGUUCGGCAGACCCUACACAAAAAGCUAGCCUCACACUGAGUUGUCCUAACACUGGAGUGUGGAAGAACUCAGUGUUGGAGAAACACAACCUACAAGACUUCAUUGACAUCAAAACAAACCUGCCAUCAGUGCUACCUGAAAUGGAAGGUCUGCAAGAGUUCACAGAAUACCUCUCCGAGUCCCUGGAGCCACAGUCGUCUUUUGAGCUGCUGGAGCCCCCCAGUACUGUGGGCUUCCUCAAACUCUCCCGCCCCUGCUGCUACGUAUUUCCAGGUGGGAGAGGAGACUCUGCCUUCUUUGCUGUUAACGGUUUCAACAUCCUGGUCAACGGUGGGUCCGAUCCACGCUCCUGUUUCUGGAAACUGGUUAGACAUCUGGACAGAGUUGACUGCCUGCUCCUCACCCACAUCGGUACUGACAAUCUUCCAGGGGUGAACAGUCUUCUCCAAAGGAAAGUGAUAGAACUGGAGGAUGAACAAUCUGCCGACUCUCAGAUCAAUGAGGACUGGAUGAAAAAUCUAAUUUCUCCUGAUAUUGGCAUAGUUUUUCUUAAUGCUCCAGAGAGAUUGAAGUCAUUCGAGGGUGAUCCCAAAGAACUGCGGAGCUGCGAUCAGGUGGCACUCACGUUGCAGCACCUUGACAGGCUAACAAUCAAUCCAGAGCCUCUUAGUCGCUCAAAUGGACCCGCCAUUGAGCCUGUUAUACUUUUCCAGAAGAUGGGAGUCGGUCGUCUAGAGCUGUAUGUUCUUAACCCAGUCAAAGGCAGUAAAGAGCUUGAGGCUUUGAUGAAGAACUGGCCCGGCAAUGGAUCUAACAUGAAAGGCUCAGAGAUACCCCUGCCUUGCCUUGUCUCCAUCUGUGCCCUAUUGGUGUGGCAUCCUGCCAGUAGUCAUGAGAAGAUCAUUCGAGUUCUCUUCCCUGGGUGUACUCCGCAGGCCAAGAUUCUUGAAGGACUUGACAAAGUAAAGCAUCUAGAAUUCCUGAAACACCCCGCCGUGAGCCUUAGGGACCUCGAAGCAUCCAAAUCAGAUAAACAACCAAAGCGUGCAGAGAGUCGGGAGAGCCUUAAGUCCCUUCCCAAGGACUCCAGACCUAGCAGUGCCUUGCUGAAGGACAAACUUGGACGUGGGGACCUUAGGAAACAAGACGUGAAGACCAAGCCCAAAGGCCCAAGUGACAUUGCUCCUAAAGAAAAGGAAGGGGAUGAGAAGUUGAAGUUGAAGGAUGUGGAUGCUAAACAAAGACUUCCAAAGCCUGAAAAGCUUAUGACAAAGAAGGAACCUUUAAAGGAUGAGAAAAAAGAAAAAAAGAGGGAUGAGAAAGCCUCUGCUGGUGUGGCCAAAAAGGAUGAGAAUGUGGAGAAAAAGAGAGAACCAAUUAAGAAAGAACCUCUUGGUCUAAAAUCAAAGAAACCUGAUCCAAAGAAGGAGAUCAAGAAGGAAAUCAAGCCAGAUGAGAAGAAACCAACAAAACCUAUCAGCAAGGAUGUCAAAAAAGUGACAGCUGGACCUUCAUUAGGAAACGCAGAAGCAAAAAAACCUGUAGGCAAGAAUGGAACUUUGAAGAAGGAUGCAAUCCCCAAGAAAGACUCAUUAAACAAGGGGGGAAAGUCAAAGAUGAGUAAAAAGACAGAGAAUCAAAACGCUUCAGCCUCUGAAGGGGAUGCGGAUCGUUCUAAGAUGUCAACGCCUGAAGACAUGACAGAGGAAUUCGAGAAGCUCAGAACAGAAAAUGGAGAGUCAGAGAAAAAGACUGCUGUUGUAGUGAGCACUAUAGCUAACAAUGAAGGAAUGGCACAACCUGAAACAGAGAAUGGAUCAAGAAAAAAUGCAGAGAAGGGCGACAUUUUGGAAAGUCCAGAAAAGUUCCGCUGCAUGGAGACACUUCCAAAUCCAGAGAAGGCCCUGGGAACCACUUCACCUCUUGCCAAAACUCCUAAAAGUGACCGCAGUGUGAAUUUUGAUAUUACACCAACUGAAUACAGACUUCUUGAUGGGGCCCUGCGAAAUGGACAAGAUGCAUGUGCCAGCUCAGAUGAGAAGACUUUAGAGUUGGUCUCCCCUGCUGACUCAGCCCCUAAUAGCGCUGGGCAUACCCCUUUCCACCAAUCACCUGAAGAGGAUGCUCAGGGCUCUGGUGAGGACAGUAGUCUCGGGGGAAGGGUGCCGAGCCUUGGGUUUGAAGACUGCCAUGUCAUGGGUUCUUGCAAGAACUCUGAGGUAGGCUCCUUGAAGGGGAACCUAGAGAACUCUACAUCGUCCCAGGAGAAGCAAUCAAGCCUUUUGACACUGAGUCCCUUCAUGCUGCCGGACUCUGUCUCCCCCAAUAUUACCUCUAUGCCUGCUGAAAUCGGUUCCCCACACUCGACAGAAGUUGAUGAGUCUCUUUCCGUGUCUUUUGAACAGGUGCUCCCAUCUAUUGAUGAGUCACCCAAGGGAGACCAUAUGGACAGGUCCUACUCUAAUGGGCAUUUUGCUGAUCCUGACCCCAAAAUGGGGAUGUCCUUACCUUUGAGGACAUGUCAUAACAUGCGUCCGCCAGGGGAUGGCUCAGAGGAACGCCUUACUGGAUUUCAGGGUCUUCUCCCCGACGUUCCCCAUGACGUCGACCUCUGCCUGGUCUCACCUUGUGAAUUCAAGCACCCGAAAUCCCCAGAGAACCAACAACAGCAUUUGUCUCCGGGGCUAGCGACAGGUAGCCCGCGGGAACUAUCAGAAAACAGCGACCACUCCCAGGACCUAGCUAAGCCACAAAGCGUCAUUCAUAGUGAUCGACAUUCGCCACAAGGUCAGGAGACUCCACCCACAUCUGCUAGUGAGUCCCUCAACACAGCCACAGAUUCAGACAUACCCCCAGGGACUGAAGACUGCCCCUCCAUCACUGCAGACAUGGACUCUGAUGAGGAUUCUGGGAGUUUCCCACCCCACCAUCCACACGACCAUCCCAGCUCUCACUCCUCCAACAGGGGAGCUCAACAUUCCUCUCAGGACCCCCCCCCAGCCCCAAUGAAGGACCUGCCACCCUUGCCGCCUCAGCCCGGUGCCUGCAUGGCUGACCCUGAGGCUGAUGCUCCAAGCAAGACCUCAAAGAGCAGUGCCACAAAAACCAAGAAACCAGCUGGGAUCACACACAGGUUAACGUCAGCCACCAGUACGACUCUGAACAGCAAGACCAAGACUGGCAGCACAACUGGUACGUUGAAAAUCACCUCAAGUCUUGACACAAGGCCUUCAUCCCGCAAUACCACUAAUGGCUCCAGACCUGGGACUGCAAGGUCAACUUCUUCAGGUUCUGUGGGCAGCAAGGCCAGUGCAGCUGGAGGGGCACCAGUUUAUUUGGACCUGGCUUAUCUCCCAUCUGGUUGUGCCUCUACCACCAUUGACGUGGAGUUCUUUCGACGCCUGCGCUCCUCCUGCUACAUUGUCAGUGGCAAUGAACACCUGAAGGAGUCUGUCAUGAGACCUAUUCUUGAUGCCCUACUGGACGGGAAGACAGCCUGGCCCGAUGUGCAGGUGACCCUGAUCCCCACUUUUGACUCACUGACGAUGCAUGAGUGGUACCAGGAGACCCACGAGAGGCAGGGGGAGCUGGGCAUUACCGUGCUGGGCAGCAACAGCACUGUGGCCAUGCAAGAGGAGACCUUCCCUGCGUGUAAAGUGGAGUUCUGAGAGCGAACAAGAUGAAUCUUCAGAUCCCUGCACUCUUAUCCACCAAAGUAUCUCCCUCACUUUAUCUUCUCUUAAAUUGUGAUGGACUCGUUUCCCCCCUCUAAACUGACGAUUUCCCACCCUAGCAUGCAUCACGUAUAGCCUGGUGGAUUAGCAGGCUUUUCUCCUCCUUUCAAUCUUAUUAAUAUAGAGCAGACUCCAGCAUCUUUCCCUGGGUACAUCUAUACCAUGGAUAUGAAGGCAGAACAUGAUGAUGUCCAAGAGUCUUUGGUCUACCAACAUGAAGAAAUGUUGUUCAUUAUGAAUGCUAGGUAAGGUGGACUUAGAAGACUGGCAAUACUAAUCGAAGUUCCUCACACUUCUUAUCAGCAGCCAGGUAGUUGUGAUCCAAAUCCGCAACAGCCCAGAGAAAACUAGUCGACAGCCCCAAGGAGGCAGAGGGUUUCCUACAGCUGAACUCCUGAGUUCUUCCUUCAACGAUGAAUCAUUUCAUCCGUAUAGCAUUUCAUAGGUAUAUUUAGCCCUGCACCCAUUUGCACAGUUAUCAAUUUCCACAGACAAGGGGACCGCAGUGAGAGAAUCAGUGUUACAAUAGAAUAGGAUGUCCGUCAAAAACUUUAAAAAGGCAGAGGGUGUGUGAGCGGAGGUGAAGAUGGGACUUUGUUGUCUCCUGGUGCACAUGUAGUCAUGCAGAGACCUCAGCACUUACUGAAGGACGACGACAUGUUUCUACAUCCCAUUUUGAGUUUCAUAGACGGUCUAUGAACAUUAUAAGGAGAUCGCCAAUGUCUUGGAAGGUAAUGGUAUGCAUGUGAACAGAAGGAUUACUCUGACAUUGAUAAAUAAUGGAAGUCCACGUUUCAAGAAAUCAUGAAAUGUGCAGUAUUUUUGUGUAACAUUCAGAUCAGUCACUUUAACCCUUCAUCUAGAGCGCAUACUGUGGUAUACUCUUUUGACAGUGUGUUUUUAAAUGAAAUGGCUUGGUAAAUACUAGGUAAUAAUUUGUACUCAAAAUAAAUACUCGUAAGUAAUUUUAGAUGGAAGUCAAUAGACAAUUGAGUCAUUUAUGUACCAACUCGCAUGACUGAAUUACAGUUCUAGUACCGAGUAGUUAUUUCAUGAAAAAAUGCACUUUGAAUGAAGUGUUAACAGUACAGUAUAUUUCCACACUAAUAAACCAACUGUAUCCAAACCUCUAUUUGAGUCCCUCUUCAAGACCAGAGUUGUUUUUAUCAUAGAGAAGCUGCAUGAUGUCACCAUCCUGUAAUUAUAAUUAUAAACUGGAAGGGUUGAAGGCUGCUGUUUUUCUGAAAGCCGAGGUAUAUCAGACCGAAUACCAUAGGUAUUUCCCCAAAAAUAUUUUUGUUCUAAUUACUUUGGUAACCAGUUUAUAAUAGCAUUAAGGCACCUCUGGGUUUUUUGGUAUAUGGCCAAUAUACUACAGCUACUGGCUGUAUCCAGGCACUCCGUGUUUCGUCGUGCAUAAGAACAGCCCUUAGCCGUGGUAUAUUGGCCAUAUACCAAACCUCCUCAAGCCUUGUUUCUUAAGUAUGCCAUGUCAAUGGGACCACUGAAUGUCACAUGCGCCAGAGGUUAAGCUUCACGGAAGAGGGAUUCACAAAAUGAGAAGUCAUUAGCAAUACUUUGCAAGACAGUCCAUUCCAUUUAUCACAGAGUGGUUAUUAUUGUGCCUAAGUGAACUAAAGGAAAUGCUAAACAUAUGAUUUUUAACAAGAACGGAAAAUCACCGUUAUAUCAGCAGUCGCUUGUGUAUCUGGUUAAUUGCAGUAAAAUGUAAAUGAUGUUAUCUGUGAAUGUCGACGCUUUUAGCUCUCUAUCAAAGCAGAUUGAGUCCAAAUGCAUGUCAGCACUGCUUGCACAUCCAUGCCCACCACUUUGCUUGCAGACCACGCACUUGUGUUAUAUUGCUCUUUGUUACAAAGGAUAUUUUCAUUUUAUUCAAAGAGAAGGGAUAUGAAAGGAUUUUAAACUUUUUUCCACUUGGGUUAAAUAACUGUUAUUCUUGGAGAAAUGUACUUGUUUUUUUUAUUUUUUACUUACACUUGAAAUUAUAUUUUUUGGGCCAUGCCGAGUUGUAAAAGCAUGCAGAUCUCACAAGUUAAAAUCUAAUUUGAAUUUAAUUAAAUGCCAUGGCUCUUUGAGAGCACCUUGUACAUUUGAAAAUAUCAUGUGAAAAGGGUGUGUUCAGCCAGACACAUGUUGGCAGAUCAUAUAAUUCUAAUUAUUUCACACAGAAAAAUGUAGUGUCAUCUGUUUUUAUUUUAUCAAUCCAUUAGCAAUUCUAUUUUUGUUUUUCCUAAAUUGAGUUUUCUGUAUAUCAAUAAUGUGGUGUGGCUACUUUAUCACUUACUAUCAUUUGAUUAGCAACAGGCUACUCGCAUGAUAUCAUUAGCCAAUGGCCGGACAGAGUUAGUGGAACCGAGCUCACAUUGUCAUAUGGAAGAGUGUUUAACGGCAGCAUGUUUUUUGGUACUCGCUGUAAGUCUGAGCAAAAAGGAUUGAAAGUGGAUUGCAUGACACUGAUCACUUAUUUGGAUAGCUAUUUCACACUACUGGAGUUAAGUAAUAUAUCUCAUACUAAUCUUAACGUUUGACAAUCCAUCAUGUCUGUAUUUGUGUGCACCAUAUAUCACGACAUUCUAUAUAUCAGAUUCUGGACUCAAUGCAUUGGUUUGGAUAUUGUGUGUCUCGUAACACCCGCUGUUGUUCAUAACAUGACUUGGCUUUGUUCUCAAAGAUGUGUCCCAGAAUGUCUACUACCACCUAUUGAUUCUCCCUCCUUGUCACAAUAUUCUGAAAGCCAUGUUCAGUGGUAUAUUUGGCUCAUUGGAAUUAAUAGAAGAACAAAAUAAUAAUUCUAAAGAAUGGUCCUGUGUUUCUCUGGUUCCGUCCCUGCCCCAUUAUAAUAAAACUAGGUGACUGAGAAACCUCUUGUCGAAAUCGGAGGCACUCCUGCGCUUCAGUCACAAUUUAAGUGACCGUAGCACUUUGCAUGGACAUAGGUGUUCAUAUCUGUAAAUCACGCCGCAACAUAACUAAACCCAUUGAGAUUAAUAUGUUCUAUUGGUCUUUGGCAACCAAGUUGAACAGCACAUUUUGGGAGAUGGUAUAUCAUUUCUUUAAAGCCUUUAUAUUUCAGUUUUUGGUGCUAUAUUUUUUAUACUUAGACACCUCUUUGCCCUUGCACCUAUACAUCUAUGUUUGUCUAUUUACAUAACCUGUUGGUGGUUCACACAUCCCUUGCAAGUGUCUGGAAUUCACCCAGGAAAUGCUAUGAAUGUCUGUAAAAAUGUCAUUAGACUGUUUCAGCGGUGUCACAUGAGUGUGGUGGUUAGAUUAAUAAUGACAGGGUGGAUUGAUUCAGUAUUGAAACACUAAUUUUAGUUGUUGUUGUUUUUUUGCAGUAUAUAUAUAUACCCCUUUUAUAAAUGUGUGUGCUUAAUUGGUGUUGUUCCCCUGACUUUUCAAGCAGGUAGCCUAGUGGUUAGAGCGUUGGACUUGUAACCAAACCAAAAGGUUGCAAGAUCAAAUCCCUGACCUGACAAGGUAAAAAUCUGUUGUUCUGUUCUGCCCCUGAACAAGGCAGUUAACCCACUGUUCAUAGGCUGUCAUUGAAAAUAAGAAUUGUGUUCUUAACUGACUUGCCUAGUUAAAUAAAGGUAAAAUUUAAAAAAAACCUGUUACCUUCUGAUCCCUAUCACAGUCCACUACGUCAGUAGGGGUAGGGCACCACUCCUUUUUUCAGUCGAUUAGAAAUGUGAUUAGUUAUGUCGGAUAACAAACUGUAUUGUGAUUCGAACUGGCGAUCUUGUCUGUCAUAACCUGUGGUUUAACGCGCUCCAUCCACCACCAACCUGCUUUCUUUUUUUUUACUCUCACCUGUAAACUCCACCCACUGACCUGUCGCUCUGCCCACUGAGCUUUCAUCCAACCAAUCACAUUUGUAUCUGACAGUGCCCCGGAGGAGGAGCUGCCAUCAGAACACAUUGGAGGCCAGUGUAAGGACUGUUUCUACAGUUGUGGCUAGAUGGAGUACAGCUCCAUCUAGUUGUCGUGUUGUGACAACACAUGUUGAUAACUAGUGUUUUAGCUAAGCCUUACCCUUUUCCUAACCUUAACCUAAUUCUCCUAACCUGCUACGUUAGUUCUAACAUGCUACGUAAAGUCACAACUGUAGAAACCAUCAGUCCCAACAAACCAGUAUCACCACACUGGGAUUCAAUUUGAAUCUUGGGAUAUAGGCUUCGCUGCUUUUAAAGGCAAUGUUCCCGCAUUCGCGAGAUCACGGUAAACACUAUUUGUUGCCUCAAUCUGAAUUGACCUUUUUAAAGGGUCAGUAAGCAGUUAAAACAAUAGCAAAGCAGGUGACCUGCCACUGUUUUGGUAAAAAGGGCUGGAAACUGUCAUCAUUCUCAACUUCAUAGACUGUGCUAUGGGUGCGAGGAAUUACUGUCCACGAUUUCAAAAUCAGAUUUAACCAUGUUUUGAGGGUAUAUAUCGAGCUAAGCUUGAUCACCGACAACGAUGAGAAACCCUAUAGGGAGGAGGUCAGAGACCUGGCGGUGUGGUGCCAGAACAACCACCUCUCCCUCAAUGUGAGCAAGACAAAGGAGCUGAUCGUUGCCUUCAGGAGGGCCAAACAGGCCCCCAUUAACAUUGACGGGGCUGUAGUGGAGCAGGUCGAGAGUUUCAAGUUCCUUGGUGUCCACAUCACCAACAAACUAUCAUGGUCCAGACACACCAAAAACGGUCGACUGAAAAGAUUUGACAUUCUCCUGUUCCAGACCCUAGUAAGGACAACUAUUAGACAGAGAUAACAGCAGCAUAGUAUUCAGUGCAGUCAAAUGUUAGUAUAAUGAAGCCUGUUUCUUUGAUGUUUUCUGUCUGCAGAUGAAGAGGUCCCUAUGAAUGUCCCAAGAGACUAAGGCUAUAUACUUGUAUGCCACAGGUUAUGUGUACAUAUUUAGCAAAUGUUGUAUACAAUUAAGUCAAACACAAUGUACACCUGUAUUUAUUUGGACCGUUUGUUCAUUUGGCUUUACUCUAUUUUGGAUUUGAGAUUAAAUGUUUUAUGAGGCAA